UGAUGCAUUGAAAAAGAACUUUUCUUUUUUGCCCAACUGGUUUUUUGGACUCUGGCAGUGGGAGUGCCGUCCUGCCUGAAUAUCUCCCUCUCUCUCUCUGUCAGUGUGUCUUUAUCUCUCUCACCCUCUCACUGUCAGCCUCUCCUCUCUUUCCUCAGAGCAGCAGAAGUUUCAUUGCUGUUGAGUCAGACAGACGACAAAAUGUUUCUGGCGAAGAAUUUAAUCGGUGGCAUCAUCAAAGUUGUGAGCAACAUCGACCCCAGCGACUUUAUGCCCUCAGACCCUCCUCCUCCUCGCAGACCUCUACACUUCGCCGAGGCUCAUGAGAACGAUGAGGAGAAACAGUUUCGGAGAGUUUUCCAGCAGCUGGCCGGAGACGACAUGGAGGUGAGCCCCAACGAGCUGAUGAACAUCCUCAACAAAGUCGUUUCCAAACACGGAGGCCUGAGUACUGACGGCUUCAGCAUCGAGUCCUGCAGGAGCAUGGUCGCUGUCAUGGACAGUGACAGCACAGGGAAACUGGGAUUCCAUGAGUUCAAAUACCUGUGGAACAACAUCAAGAGAUGGCAGGGCAUUUAUUUAUCCCACGACGCCGACCGUUCAGGUGUGAUCAGCGCUGACGAGCUGCCGAGAGCCUUCAAGGCUGCAGGUUUCCCUCUGAAUGAUCAGCUGUACAAGCUGAUUAUCCGUCGCUAUAGCGACGAGCACGGCAACAUGGACUUUGACAAUUUCAUCGGCUGCCUGGUUCGACUGGACGCCAUGUGCAGAGCCUUCAAGACCCUGGAUAAGGACAACAGUGGCACCAUCGACCUGGACAUCAAGGAGUGGCUUCAGCUGACGAUGUAUUCAUGAGGCGACGGACGGAAGCUGCUCCUCAACACCGACGUCUCUUCUUCCAUUUCCUCCCUCACUUCCUCUCAGUCCACGCGUUACAUCUGUGUGUGCCGCUGUUUGAAACCCCCUCCGUCUCCAUGGUAACGGGACCAAAAUGCCAGCAUAGAGCUAAAGUCAAAUCCGGACCAAAGUGGAGCCGAUGCCGCUGUUGUUGCACUGUCCUGCUGCUGCCAGACGGCGGCGCUACAACGCCCCCAUGUUCCAGAUUCCAUGUUUUCAAAAUGGAAAAGUUGCUGAUUCCUGUUUGUCUGAACUGACUCUGAAUGUUAAAUAGAAUAAAGACACAUCUGACACCGA
Molecule: messenger RNA, 1191 nt
Organism: Lates calcarifer (barramundi perch)
Lineage: Eukaryota; Metazoa; Chordata; Actinopteri; Centropomidae
Gene: capns1b
Product: calpain, small subunit 1 b
Exons: 11
Coding region: 202-852 (216 amino acids)
Molecular function (GO): calcium ion binding
Source: RefSeq, a predicted model, not a curated record